AAAUAAUUACUUCGGAUAUGUGAAUAUUAUGCGUGCAGUCAUAUAAAAAGUCAUAUAAAAAGUGCAGAAGCUCUUGAAGACUUGAAUGUUUGAUUUUCACAUCCGCUAGGCAGUGAUGAAAGUUGGAGUUUCAAUGGCUCGUCCAUGGCUCUUCCCUCCAAAUCAAAACGCUUUCUUUUCCCAGCAGCAGAAUCUUCUUCUUUGUUCGAACCGAAUGGCGAUUGGUGUUGGGAGAAGAAAACCGCAGUUUGUAGUGAGCGCAGGGCCGAAGAGGAUAUCGAUUGGUAAAGAGUGUAGGGAAGCAUUGCAAGUAGGAAUCGAUAAGCUUGCUGAUGCUGUGUCUAUUACUGUAGGACCCAAAGGACGUAAUGUUAUUCUCUCGGAAUCUGGAAACCUUAAAGUGAUUAAUGAUGGCAUUACAAUUGCUCGGUCCAUAGAGCUUUCUGAUACAAUUGAGAAUGCAGGUGCCAUGCUAAUUCAAGAGGUUGCUAGCAAAAUGAAUGAUUUGGCUGGUGAUGGGACUAGCACCGCAAUUAUUUUGGCUCGAGCCAUGAUUAAAUCUGGACUAUUAGCAGUUGCAUUUGGGGCUAAUCCUAUUUCUUUGAAGAAGGGAAUGGACAAGACUGUAAAAGAUUUGGUCAAGUUCUUGAAGCAGAAAAGUGUUCCUAUUGAAAGAAGGGCUCAUAUUAAAGCUGUAGCUUCAAUUUCUGCUGGAAAUGAUGAGUAUGUGGGAAAUUUGAUUGCUGAAGCUAUAGAAAAGAUUGGCUCUGAUGGGGUGAUCUCCAUCGAGUCGUCAUCAUCAUUUGAGACCUCUCUGAUAAUUGAAGAAGGGAUGAAGAUUGAUAAGGGUUACAUGUCUCCUCACUUCAUUACCAAUCAGGAGAAGUCCAUUGUUGAGUUUGACAAUGCUAAAGUUUUGGUAACUGACCAAAAGAUUUUGGCUGUCAACGAAAUUGUUCCUUUGCUAGAAAAGGCUAUGCAGUUGAGUGCUCCACUCUUAAUUAUUGCAGAGGAUGUCUCAAGGCCAGUGUUGGAAACGUUAACAGUGAACAAAAUGCAAGGAUUACUAAGAGUUGCAGUUGUAAAAUGUCCAGGAUUUGGAGAUGCAAAGAAAGCUUUGUUACAGGAUAUUGCACUUAUGACAGGUGGUGAUUUUCUUUGUGGAGACUUGGGUCUCACACUUGAAGGUGCAACAUCAGAUCAGCUUGGCACUGCACUGAAAGUGACAAUAACCAGUAAUUCGACAACUAUAAUUGCUGAUCCUGCCACAAAGGCUGAAAUUAAGGCUAGAAUUUCACAGAUAAAGAAGGAUCUUGUUAAAACAGAUAACGCGAACCUGUCGAGAAAGCUCUCAGAGAGAAUUGCAAAACUCUCUGGCGGUGUAGCUAUUGUAAAGGUAGGUGCGCACACUGAGGUAGAACUAGAGGAGAAAAAACUUAGGAUUGAGGACGCGAAGAAUGCAACAUUUGCUGCUAUACAUGAGGGAAUUAUUCCUGGAGGGGGUGCCGCAUAUGUCCACCUAUUGGACUUGAUACCAACAAUAAGGAACUCCAUGGAAGAUCUAGAUGAGCGAAUUGGUGCUGAUAUUGUGGCUAAGGCAAUGCUUGAACCUGCAAAAUCAAUUGCAGCCAAUGCUGGAGUUGAUGGAGACAUUGUUGUCCAGAAGACGAGAACACUUGAUUGGCGAACUGGAUAUAAUGCAAUGACAGGCACAUAUGAAGAUCUUCUAAAUGCAGGAGUGAUAGAUCCUUGUCGAGUUGCCAGAUGCGCUCUUCAAAGUGCAGUUUCAGUUGCUGGUAUGGUAUUAACUACCCAGGCUAUAUUGGUGGACAAAACAAAAAAACCCGAGCCAUCUGUGCCUCUGCUCCCUGGUAUGAUACCUUAAAACGGCGAAAACACUACAAUUUUGACAAUCAACUUUAGUAUCAUGAAUCAAAGCCUGCAAAUGUCCCUUUUGUUGAUUCACACUCGGCCAGCGAGAAGAAUGCUCUUGCCAUGAAUGGAAAAGUCUCGGGUUGCUGCUGCUUAUUUGAGUAUUGACUUGAUGAAAUCCAUGUGCCAUGCAGCCAUGAAGAAUUUUGUUGAAAUUGCAUGGAAACUUAUCCUGCAAAAAAAAAAAAAAAAUCAUUCCACCACAUUUUAUAUCACAAGCCUAACACACUUUUUUUUCCUGCAUGUAUUCUUAACUUGUGUAUAAUUAGUUUUCCUAAUUAUUAGAAUUUUAAUUACAAUCUUUCAACCAUUCUUCUUCCUAGCAAACUGGAAAUAGUGUACUUGACAUUGCUCCACACAAAUAACUGCUUCCUCUCU
This is a messenger RNA of Arachis stenosperma, 2310 nucleotides long. RefSeq names its product chaperonin 60 subunit alpha 2, chloroplastic. The transcript is spliced from 9 exons. Lineage: Eukaryota; Viridiplantae; Streptophyta; Magnoliopsida; Fabales; Fabaceae. Gene Ontology annotation, molecular function: ATP binding; ATP-dependent protein folding chaperone. The record is from RefSeq and is a predicted model, not a curated record. Bases 116 to 1885 code for a protein of 589 amino acids. Gene Ontology annotation, biological process: protein refolding.